Vicia villosa (hairy vetch) is the source of this 3334-nucleotide messenger RNA. Its product is annotated as receptor-like serine/threonine-protein kinase NCRK. Gene Ontology annotation, biological process: protein phosphorylation. Gene Ontology annotation, molecular function: protein kinase activity; ATP binding. The record is from RefSeq and is a predicted model, not a curated record. NCBI's taxonomy places the organism in Eukaryota, Viridiplantae, Streptophyta, Magnoliopsida, Fabales, Fabaceae. The transcript has 11 exons. The coding region runs from base 358 to 2184 and encodes 608 amino acids.
CAGUUUCUUAAUACUUCUUUCCAAAACAAGGAAAGCAGUAAGAAAACAAAAUUUUCUUUUGCUUUCUAAGAGAUGCUAAUCAUUUUGCUCUCUUAUAAUUUUCACUACUUCUGCUAAAACAACUUCAAAUUCUAGCAUUUGUCGCGACACUUUCAGUGAAACUCCUCAUUGUCAAGAGUUUGCAGAGGGAAACGAAGAUGUAUUCUUUUGGUAGUUGUUAAUUUCAUUCUUCCAUUCCUAUGCUUUGGAGUAUAUGGAAGCUGAUUGUCAACCAGUCCGUAAAGGAAGUUCUACACUUCUAACAGCUCAUUACCUAUAUUUAUUGUCGAGGAAUUUGAAUUGUAUGGGUUGCAAUAAAUGAAGCAUCAACUCAAAGUUUCUUUUGCUCUUAUUAUUAGCUUUCUAUGGUUUCAGCAAUCAUUUUCAAAUGAACCUUCUGAUACUGGUCUAAACAAGUGGGAAUGUAGAUGUUCUUUCCGAGGGAAUCAAAGAUACUCUAUUGCAAAUUGUUCCAAGUCAUGUGAUUGUCAUUCAGAGAGUGCUUCCAUAUGGACAUGUAUUUGUGAUUCAAAUGGGUUUCCGGAAGUGGCAACAGAUAUCGAUAAUCCUAACUGCUUUAUUGCCUGCAACUGCAUCUGGGGAACUGCUAAGAUGUCAUUAGGUUCAAAGUCACAUAUUUCAAGCAAAAUUGUAAUCAUCAUUCUAGUGAUGUCUAUUACGAGCACAACUAUUGCAUUUCUUGCCUUAUUUUUAUGUUAUGCUCGUCGAAGGAAGAGGCCUCAUCCUAUUCAAUCACCAAUGAACUCAUCAUCAGAUAAGGAAACAAGUUAUAAUAAUACUAGCAACUUCAUUAGUCGCAAAACUUCUUUUGUGCGAGAAACAAAAGGCGUUAUGAAUUCUCCUAUUAGUCAUAUUACAAGAUGCUUUCGAAAAGCUUCUGUUUUGCUUGGGAGUCAGAGAGAAACAUUUCAUGGAAAUAUUAUUCAAUUCUCAUUUGCUGAACUGGAAAAUGCCACUGAAAACUUUUCAGCUUCCAAUCUUAUUGGAUUAGGUGGAAGUAGUUAUGUAUACCGUGGUCGACUGAAAAACGGUAGUAAUGUGGCAGUCAAGCGGCUUAAAGUUCAAGGAGGACCUGAAGCAGAUACUGAGUUUUUCACCGAGAUUGAACUAUUGUCUAGACUUCAUCAUUGUCAUCUGGUGCCAUUGAUUGGAUACUGCUCAGAAUUAAAAGGAAAAAAUGUUCAGAGAUUACUAGUGUUUGACUACAUGAGUAAUGGAAAUUUGAGGGACCGUUUAGAUGGAAUUUUUGGAAAAAAUAUGGAUUGGUCUACUCGCGUUACAAUUGCCUUAGGAGCUGCAAGGGGCUUGGAGUAUCUUCAUGAGGCAGCUGCUCCAAGAAUUCUCCACAGAGAUGUCAAAUCAACAAACAUUCUUCUCGAUAAAAAUUGGCAAGCAAAAAUAACUGAUCUUGGUCUGGCUAAAGAUUUGAGAUCUGAUGACCUCCGUAGUUGUUCAGAUUCUUCCGAAAGAAUGAAAGGGACAUUUGGCUAUUUUGCACCUGAGUAUGCAAUUGUUGGGAGAGCCUCUAUUGAGUCUGAUGUCUUCAGUUUUGGCGUGGUUCUUCUUGAGCUUAUCACUGGUCGCCAACCUAUCCUUAGAUCUGCAGGCAAAGAAGAAAGCCUUGUUGUAUGGGCUACUCCUCUCUUACGGGAUAGUAGGCGAGUAAUGACAGAGUUGGCUGAUCCACAAUUGAAAGGAAACUUCCCAGAAGAUGAAGUGCAUAUAAUGGCAAACCUAGCAAAGGAAUGCUUACUGUUGGAUCCUGAUAAUAGACCAACUAUGAGUGAAGUUGUUCUAAUUCUAUCAAGUAUUUCCCGAACCAGAUCUAGAAGAAGAAGAUACAUUCAAUUGUGCCUUUUUCAGGAACCAGAGGAAGAAGAGAAGCCAAGACAAGCUUCAUGGAGAAGAUUUCCACAUCAUAAUUCAUUGCCACGUGGUACUGACUACAAUCUUCGUGUUGAAAACGAAGAUAAAAAUGUAGAUACAAUUUCAACCGAGUAUAUGAAGAGUUUGAUCCUCUUGACUUCAAAAGGUGAGAGUUGGCAUGCAUCAGAAGAAGACAUGGUAGACCUAUCGGAGCCUCGGUUGGAAUCAUUUUCCAUGACAAACAUCAAUUUCCCUUGAUAAUAUACACCUUCCAUUAUGCAUCAACACUACUACAGCCAUGUUAUACUAUGUACAUAUACUAAUGUGAUUUUUAGAGUGUUACUGUUUUAGAUAAACAGGUUGUUUGUUCUACUUGUACAGAUGAAAAGCAUACAUGAUUCCGGCUCUAGUUUAUUUGGAAAAGAAUCGGAUGCGAUACAUGUAAAAAAGCAUUGUAAAUUUGCAAAUAUAUUUACAGAUAGAUAUAUCACACAUGGAAUUGUAUAUCUACACAUUCUUUAUCCCCUAAAAUAUUUAGUGAGUACUACCAUUUUAUUGUUUGCUUUACAAGGUUUCUAUGUUAGUUGAACAUUGAAUUAUCAGCCUUUGAAUGGUAGAUGAAAAGUUUGACUUGUGUGGAAAGGAAGUUAUUGAACUUUUACAUAUUUAUUUAGUAGAAAUGUAAAAGCAACCAUUGUAAGUAGGUGAUGAUGGAUCCUCCCCCUCCUCCGAGCACACCGUUGUUAGGUCCUGCUCCCCCUAUCGGAGGAUUCUUGGAUUCUUGCUUAUGGUUUCUAUGCUGCUGUGGUCUAUUUAGUUGCUGCUUUCCUCCGCUUUACGAACCAAGGCCGCCUCCUCCUCUCUAAUGCUUUCUGCAUUGUUCUGUCAAACCUGUUUAAGUUAAGUAUUUCCUUAUUGUAUGAGUCACUCACUACAAGGAAACUGGAGAAAAAUAGUUGUUGAAUAACAUAUACUUUUCAAUGCAUCAAUAAUACUUAUUACUUGUUUGUAUGUAGAUGUAACCUUGAUCAUUUGUCAUACAUAGGAAAGUUAAUCAUUUGAUGCAUGUAACAUAUGUUAUUCUAAUGAGAAAAUGGUUUGGUUGUUGCUUGCACACAAAUUCGGUUCGGCUCAAGUUCGGGCCCAAACCUGUGAACUGAACCAACCCUCAAAUUUAAUAAAGGGAUUCAAAUUCCCACCGGUUUAGAUAUUAGUUUCCGGGUUCGGGUUGAUACGGGUUCGAGUAUUAAAACCAGUUUAAUUGGCAUUAGAAUAACGAUUAGGCCAAUACAAAAUUAUAUCCAAAUAUAUUUAGCAUAAAUCAUGGCCAAAUUGAUAUGGUCAUCAAACUGAUAUGCAAGACUGAAUUGUUAUUUAUUCAAAAUCUAAAACUGAUUGAAUGUGUUAA